Triticum turgidum subsp. durum (durum wheat) is the source of this 336-nucleotide messenger RNA. The record is from the annotation of a GenBank genome assembly. Lineage: Eukaryota; Viridiplantae; Streptophyta; Magnoliopsida; Poales; Poaceae.
AUGAAUACAAUGCAGAUUUAUGAUGUGACCGCGUAUUUGGAUGACCAUCCUGGGGGUGCUGAUGUUCUGCUUGCCGUGACUGGUAUGGAUGGCACCGACGAAUUUGAAGAUGCGGGCCACAGCAAGGAUGCCAAGGCGUUAAUGAAGGAUUACUUCAUUGGGGAGUUGGACUUGGACGAAGCACCUGACAUGCCUGAGAUGGAGGUUUUCAGGAAAGAGCAGGACAAGGACUUCGCCAGCAAGCUGGUGGAUUACGCUGUGCAGUACUGGGCCAUUCCGGUAGCAGCAGCCGGGAUAUCAGCCGUGGUUGCCAUAUUGUAUGCACGGAGGAAGUGA